Molecule: messenger RNA, 3490 nt
Organism: Pseudophryne corroboree (corroboree frog)
Lineage: Eukaryota; Metazoa; Chordata; Amphibia; Anura; Myobatrachidae
Exons: 28
Coding region: 288-3353 (1021 amino acids)
Molecular function (GO): protein binding
Source: RefSeq, a predicted model, not a curated record
AUAAUGUUUUAAAGGAAGACAAAAAGAUUUUCAUUAUUCACUAUUCAUUUUAACAUUUUCUUUUUUACUUCGGUGUAUCAGUGUUGGUUUCACGUGCAGUCCCCACUGGGUGGAGGCAUGGAGCUACAUUCCACUAAGGAGAGGGAAUGAAGGCUGAACUGUCGCUAGAAAUAAACUUGGGAGAGUCACAGAAGGUCACUUAUAGGACUCACCAUGGAUCCUCUGCUCAGAACUUUGCUGUAGAGCUAUAACAAGGGAGUUUGAAUUAACUGUCAAAGUGAAAAACAAUGUCCACGCAAACAAGAGUAAAUGGGUUUACAGCCUGGAUAAAUAUGCGUCUGUUGGAAUUUAAUGGCCAUGUCAAUAAUAUCCUACAUGACUUGUUCCAAGGCACAAAUAUGAGGAUCCUUCUUGAAAGUUUCACUGGAAAGGCACUGAGAAGAUUUGAAAGUCUAGAUGGACUGACCCAGCAGCAAAUAAUUACCCGAGUGGAAUGGUUUGUCUCUGAAAUGAAGAAAAUUGAUGUGUUACCACAAAACGUAUGCAUUAAUUGUCAAAGCAUCGCAUUGCAGAGCAAAGAUCAUGUCCUGAAUCUGUUGUGGAAGCUGAUCUCAUACGAUCUCUUGUUCACAUGGGAACGCUCAAGUCAGCUGAUGCACCGUGAUGACAAAGUUAUUUGCUCUGUCCCAUUUAAGUGGACUCCUGAAGCAGCGCCUCCGAUGAAGGAGAAACCAGAAUCAAGAUCCGUAUCAUCCAUCCUCGCCAGUUUAGAUGUAUUAUCCAAAAAAUCUCUGCAGCCAGAUCCAGAAGAAAGGAUUGCCCCACCACAGACAGCAGUCUGGCAUCCCUUUCCAGGCCGUGCACAUGCACAAAGCUUCAACAAAAACAUUCCAAAAGGAGGAUGGGCGAGUUACCCAAGUCCUGAGCAAUGCGUCCUGCAAAUUGUCAACUCACUUCUAAAGGAAGCCAGCAAAGAUGCCUCAACAGAAAUAAUGAAAAUAGAAGAUUUGGUGCACUGUAAUGUUAUCUGCACCAUAGUCAAUUAUUUUCUUCCUCAUACAUUUGCGAUAGACGUUAUACUGGAUGACAGGUGGGCUGUGAAUGUGGCUUUGAAGACACUUGAGGCACUUCUGUUCAUAACAACAUCUUUCUCCUGUGAUGACCUCCUGCAGGGUGACCUUCAGGCUGUGUGUGCCUACUUGUGUUUUGUUUGCAUGGCUGGAUUUAAGUACAAGCAAAGUAGAAGUGUUGUUAAUUAUACCAAGCAACUAACUCUUCAGAUCGAAGUUGCCAUGUCUAAACUUCAGAUAUUUUCAUCAGGAAAGCUGGAACUGAACCAAUCUGCAGAAAAAUAUGACUUGCAGCAGAAGGUGAUAGAAAUGAAAAAUGAGUUGCAGUGGCUCAAAAAAUCUUAUGACUUGGAUCGCUGUCAGAAAUGGGUCAAGCACGCACGGAAAGUUCAAAAGAAAACUAAGGACAUUAUACAGCAAAAAAUAAAGGAUCGAUUUGAAAUAGUUGCUUUGCCAAGACCUUUAAGCAUACAUGAUCUAUGCCUGACACUUGGUAUCAACCUGCAACUUACUCAAGGCUCUGGCUUUUAUCACUUGUGCCACAAACAGACAUUAACAGCUGAGUGCAGAGUGGUGCUUCAGAAGAAGGAUACGCAGCAAUUCAUUGACGACUUUUCUGGAAGCCAUAAAACAAGCGUACGUAAAUUGCUUAAUUUGCCUCUUCAGGAAGUUACUGAAGUUAAUCCAAAUAAUUACACGGACUAUAAGUUGUUUAUUGAAUGUAAAUCUAAAAACAAGAUGUUAAAGGCAAAUUCCUUAUUUUUAUACCAAGUGUUUCCAGGAAACUCUUCUCAGUGGCUGAAAAUACUUCACCAAGCUAUAAAUAACAAUGAAUAUUGUAGAACUGUGAACCUGCUCCGUUUCUUCAAGGAAACAUGUCCACAUCUAAUUAACUUAGAAGAAAUGUCCUCAGGCUGCAGCGCGCUGCACCUGGCCUGCCAAAAGGGAUUCUUUGACACUGUACUAAUACUGCUGGAAAAUGGAGCAUCUAUGGAUAAAUUGGAUGGGAACCAUCGUACACCAUUACACUAUGCCUUGGUCGAAAAACACAGGAAUAUUUGUCAGCUUCUAAUUGAAUGGGGAUGCCGUAUACGGGAUCAUAAUAUUAGUGGACAGCUGGUUCCAGCUACUUUGAAUCAAGAUCUGAAAGAGUUCUGUAAAGGGUAUAGUGAAAUGUGGCAAACGGCCAUCCCUGAGGUUCUUAACGGAAAUAUUACACUUUUAAAGAAAAUGAUAGGAGAUCAUGAAAAGGGCAACACAGUUAUGGCCAGUCUGAGAAGCAGGUGUGUUGAUGGGAGUACAUUAUUGCAUGUUGCAGCCUACUUUGGGGACACACAACUUGUUGAGAGCAUUUUGAAAUUACAAGUAGAAGUGGAUAUAUUAGAUUACAGAGAAUCUACACCUUUGCAGCGCUCUAGAGAUGUGAAGACCAUGCAGUUGUUACUGAACCAUGGUGCUGACAUACAUUGGAAGGAUCAUGAUGGCAAUACAGCUCUUCAUAUGAUCUGUUAUGGGGAACCAGGAAAGCCAUCUAGAAUGGACUGUUUACAACUGUUGUUAUCUAAUGGAGUAUCUACCAGAAAGUGCAACAAAAAUAGACUUCUUCCAAUUCACUGUGCGGCAAUACAGGGAAGGACAGAUGUUGUGCAGGCAGUGGUAGAAUCUGGCACCAAGGAAAGGGAGCUUAUCAAUGAACACUUGAUGCUACAGGACACCCCAAGCCUGCCUUACCUUGCCAUGGCUAAUGACCACUUAGAAUGUGCUAUAUGGUUAGUUUCAAAUAAAUUCAAUCUUAGAGAUGGUGAAGAUGCAGAAUUACUUUUUGACAUUACUUUCAAUAAGGAUGAAAAGGGAAAUAAAGUACAACAAGUCAGAUUCCUGAUAACCAGUGGUUUGAAUGUGAACAUCUGCGACAAUAAAGGAAACAGUGCUGUGCAUUUAGCUGCUCGCCACAUUGAAAAUUAUGACAUUAUGAAAUUGCUGCUGUCAAGUGGUGCUGAGGUGGACACAGUAAAUAAUGACUGCAUCACGCCGCUGUUUAACGCCGUCCAUGCAUCAAACUUUCAUGGAGCAAGACUUUUGCUGGACUAUGGAGCUAAUUUAGAACAUCAGGAUAAUGGCGGUCUUACUGCUUUUGACCACAUCAAGAACGUUGAUGACUGGAUUGCAUGUGGAAUUUUCAGUGAUGAAAUGAAUGAAUUGCUAAGGGCUUAUGAUCUCCAACAGUCCAUUCACCUGGUCAGAAGGGUUGCUGAACAAAUAAAGAUGGAGAGACCUGCUUAAUUUUUUAUGCCAGAAUUGCACAUCAUAUGCACCUUUUAGAAAACAGUAGCAUAUUUGAUAUUAAGGAAUUAAAUUCCAGCAUGAACAUGUCAUAUAAGAUUGGACACAGCAGAAAUAAAAACCUUAUUGAUAACAUA